GUUGCUCAGUUUCCUACAAUCGAUAGGAACGUUUGAAGGACGUCUAGAGUACAUACUGCUUUUUACAGUUGCGCCAACUAAUCGAACGUCGCCAUUGAUAUCGCUAGUUUUGAAUAUUCUUCCGCUUUUACCGGAUAUAGAGUACCGACGACUCUAGUAAAUCCAGGAACACUGGAUGCUGCCGGGUGUUUGUUUUUGAGAGCGACGUUUUAUCGACCCCGCUUUUUCAAAUAAAGGGCCACCUUCCCACAGAAUCGCAUAACUCUAAUAUGACAAAGAAUGCCGAGGAAUAAAUGUGAAUCAAAAUGCAACGCUUAAUUGGUCGGCCAUUUUCCUUCACUACCUUCUUUGGACGAAUGUAUUACUCUUAUAAUUUAUGUUAGAAAUAUAGAUAAUUCCGAUUUUGAAUUGAAAAGUUGUCUGUUCAAUAAAUUCAUUGGCUAAUUGAAAUAACUUUGUCGAUUGUAUUUUCGACGACCUCGUGACUAUAUGGACUGAUCAAAACUGAUUCAUUUGAAUUCGACAAUUCCCGCCAUUCAAAAAUUCGGUGAUAGCGCUAUAUUUGCAUUUUCGUAUCGAGAGACAGAUAGUCCCGUGUACGGGUGAAAUCCAUCGACACUUGUUUGCUAAAAAAAAAUCAAUACUCAAUAAUUAGUAAUUAAUAUAUGCCGUAUCAUGUAAAGAGAAAACUAUUAGGGAUGUGUGUGUUGCAGUCGCACUCUGAAGCAAUAUCAAAUUCGAAUCAUAUUUAUAUUGAAAAAAUCGUUGACCGAAGAUUUGUACAAAUUUUCAGUCAACGCAAGAUUGUGUCCUCCUAUUCGUCAAAACCAAUUAUGAGCUAUAUCUAAAUUCCAUCCGUAUUUGACAUAUCGAGAAAAAGAAAGUAAUUUUCUCGACAAACAAAUGAUUCCUCGCGAUGUAGCGUGCAAAAUGCACACAAAAUUUUAGUUUUCAGAUUUGAAAUACUUAUCAUAAAUAUUUUAUAUUACUAUAAAAUUUGAAAAACUACUUCACCCAAUGCUUGAUAUACAUAGGCCAGAAGUACAUUUCAAGAAAAAAAUGUUUUCAGAGCAAUUUUAAAUUUCCAAUAUAAGAGAGUGAUAAUUUUACAUGUAACAAAAAUAAAACCGUAUGAAUUGGAAAAUUCGGUGUCAUGAGAUUCAGCAUCUGCAUAGAUUUAUAGUUGACAAUGUUGAGGUCACAGCAUUGCGGUUUCGUCUCGUUGUUAUACAGCGUUGGAGAUAAGCCAUUGAAUUUGUGGUCGAAACAUAUUUCUCUCGAUGGAAGAAUAAGACGAGUCGAAGACCAGAUGCUGAGAGGCGAUAAGGUAAUUGAAAUAAUGGGACCCCAUCAAACUUCCAUACCCACCAACAUAACUUGCCCUGCAAACCCAAUGGACGUCUUAAACAUAAAGUUACCCAUUCUAGUCCUUGUUGUUAAAAACUUGGAACUCAUAUUCAAACUUGAAUUUCAGGUGAUCGACAAACUAAGGCAUCGUCGACAAUUUUCCCUUGCCACUCACAACCACGAAAAGAUCCCGCUAGCCUAUCCAAACGCAGCUCAUAUACCAUUAAAGUUAGAUGAGAGUUGGAACAAUCUCGAAAUAAAUCUACAACACUUAUGUAACGAGGUCUAUAGGUCUGACUAUCAAGCUAUGCAAAGAAUAAUUAUCUACUCAAAUUGUCGACUCAGGAGAGUAUAUUUUCAAGAUAGACAUUACGAGCAGGAUGAAACGCCAAUCCAACUAUGCCAGGCAUUUUUUGACAUGUAUAUGUUGAAAUGGGGGAUUCAUUUAGUCGAAAGAAGUUGUCAAACAGAGGACAUGUAUACAGGUCUACUACAACCAUGCGACUUAGAAUACAUUGCGACUGAGAGUAAUAUGUCAGUAAGUCUGAUGACAACAAGCCUUCCCUUCAAUAAGGACCUACAAAAAAAUGAAAUCAAACAAAUUGUGGAGAAAAAUAUUGCUUACUCUAUGACCCUAGAUGAUGGUAGAAAUAAAUUACUGAAGAACAAUUCUAAAUCUGUAAAUCGAUUAGGUUUGCAAACAGGAUUAUCUGAUCAGUUCAACGUUAAAACAUUAAACGAGAAGCGUAGUCCUAGUGUUAGUAAUUACAAUGUCAACAUUCUACACCUAACGCAAGAUCAGGACAGAAGAACUCUUGAAGCAUCUGAGAAAAAAAGAUCAGAUUGUCAAAGCAAAAAAGAUAAAGAACAAAGCAAAGAUAAGUUAACAAGUCAAAAUAGUGAAGCAAAGUCUUUGAGCUUUACAGAGAAAAAAGUAACUCUGAAAUCUUUUCCCCACAUAGAUAAAAGUCAAUAUUUGAAAAAACAGAUGGGUGAAAAUUUCAUGACUUCAAAUCAAAAAGAAAUUGAUCAGAGUCGAAGUAACACAAUAGAAAGUGAAACGCGCCAUAAAGUAAAUGAAGUGUUCAAUUCAAAGAACAGUGACACAAAACCUGCUCUGCGUUCUGGUUCGAACUAUUCGGUUCCAAAUUUUUCAUCAUUGGAGCACAAAUGCAUCAAGAAGCCCACAAAUGGCACCGUACAGAACUCGAAAGGGCAAAUCGAUCCAAGCAUACAUAAAAUAAAGCCUGAUUCAAACAAUUCAAGCAAUUCAACAAAAAUUGUAUGUCAUCAGGGUGAUGGGCUGUUAAGUCACAGUUUUAAAGCUAUAGAAGAAGUCAUCUGUGAAGUGCAGAAGAUCAAACAACAACUGAAUAAUUGUGAUCUGGGAAAAAGAAUAUCUUAUGAAAGGAACGAAGUAAGAUCUGAAUAUUCAUCAUACAAUGUGCCUUCUAUAGUCGAGAUACAAGCAACUCCAUCAGAAAUGGGAGCAAAUAAGACAGUACUUUCAACCGACGAAGCUGUAUGUGACUUUUUGGAACUUCGCCACGCAGUGAACAAAAAAAUUCUAGAUAAACUGAAAGAUAAAGGGCUAACUUUGACAGAAGUUGAAUUGUCGAUAUAUAAUUCUAAAAAUCGAAGAAAUUGUUAUGGUCAGGGAAAACUUAUAGAAAGUGGAAAAGGUUGCACCAACAAAGGAAGUGGUGCUAGGGCUAUUGAAACAUUAAAAAUGGACUCAUCGCUGGAGAAAGAAAGGUUGACUUUGAACGAUGAAAUAUGCACACAGCUGAGAAACGAGUUAGAUACUGCAUUGAUGCAAUUAAAAUCAACGCAGGUUCGUCCUACAAAAAAAUUCAUCAAAGAUACAAUAACGGCUACAGUGAAAAAUAAUUCUCAUCGAUCAAAUUCAAAUUUCUUCACUGUUAAAGAGGCUCGAAAUAUAAAGAAUAAAGUGCAUAAUGAGAAUACACUAAAAUGUGAUGCAGAGGUGACACCUCGAACUGAAUUUGUUGAGGAUAAUAAACAUCAGACUGCUUUCAUUAGAAACUUAGAUCAAUAUCCUGAUUCAGAAAUAAUCAAUACCUUGUUCCAACGGCGGGUGUAUAACUCUGGGGUUGAAAACCGAAGUUUUUAAAUAAAACUCCUUCAUGAUGAA
Athalia rosae (coleseed sawfly) is the source of this 3502-nucleotide messenger RNA. RefSeq lists its product as uncharacterized. The record is from RefSeq and is a predicted model, not a curated record. Gene Ontology annotation, biological process: positive regulation of cell motility; regulation of cilium beat frequency involved in ciliary motility; cilium assembly. Bases 1190 to 3481 code for a protein of 763 amino acids. Lineage: Eukaryota; Metazoa; Arthropoda; Insecta; Hymenoptera; Athaliidae. Gene Ontology annotation, cellular component: ciliary basal body; motile cilium. The transcript has 4 exons.